This is a messenger RNA of Thermochaetoides thermophila DSM 1495, 582 nucleotides long. Its product is annotated as AP-3 complex subunit sigma-like protein. The transcript has 2 exons. The coding region runs from base 1 to 582 and encodes 193 amino acids. Gene Ontology annotation, cellular component: intracellular membrane-bounded organelle. Lineage: Eukaryota; Fungi; Ascomycota; Sordariomycetes; Sordariales; Chaetomiaceae. Gene Ontology annotation, biological process: vesicle-mediated transport; protein transport. The record is from RefSeq and is a predicted model, not a curated record.
AUGAUCAACGCUUUUCUGGUUUUCAACGGUCAAGGCCAGCCACGGCUAACCAAGUUCUACACUCAGCUGGACACCCAAAUUAAGCAACGUUUGAUAUCUGAAAUCUUCACCUUGGUCUCCAACCGCCCUCCAGGCUCAUGCAACUUCCUUCCUCUCCCCCCGCUCCUGGCUCCUCCUGCCAACGCCGACCCGCAACAACAUAACGACGUUCCCUCGCUUGUUACUUACCGCCACUACGCAACCCUGUACUUCAUCGUCAUCUCGACAUCGACGGAGUCUCCAUUGGCUUUGAUCGAUCUAAUCCAGGUGUAUGUCGAGGCGCUGGAUCGCCUGUUCGAGAAUGUUUGCGAACUAGACCUUAUCUUUAAUUUUGAAACCUUACAUGCGACUUUGGGCGAGAUGAUCGUCGGCGGUGUGGUCGUGGAGACCAACCUGGACAGGAUCGUUGCUGGUGUGAAAGCACAGGGAACCGUCGCCAAAAGACCCGUUAACGAAGGGAGAGGUAGCGGGGGGGCCGGUGGAUUUGCAAGCGCUGUUGGCGCGGGGCUGGGAAUGGGAGGAAUGGUUUGGCAUGGAAGAUGA